Molecule: messenger RNA, 561 nt
Organism: Procambarus clarkii (red swamp crayfish)
Lineage: Eukaryota; Metazoa; Arthropoda; Malacostraca; Decapoda; Cambaridae
Product: proton-coupled folate transporter-like
Biological process (GO): transmembrane transport
Cellular component (GO): membrane
Molecular function (GO): transmembrane transporter activity
Source: RefSeq, a predicted model, not a curated record
AUGAAGGGCGUGACCGUGGAGCCCCUGAUGCUGCUCGAUGGUCUCGCCUUCUCCAGUAUACACGUGUACAUAGAGAACCUGCAGAUGGAUCGGGUGUGUAGAGUGACCAGCGGCUUCUCCCAGCAGGUGUGUGACAACCUCAGGGCACAACCUGGAGCCAAUGUGGAGGUGCAGCAGAGGUACAGUGUCUUCGCCCUUUAUAACGGCAUCAUCGCCGCCGCUCUUCCACUCUUCUUCAUCCUCUUUAUGGGUGCCUGGAGUGACAAGUAUGGCAGGAAGGUGCCGCUGGUGGCAGUGCAGGUGGGCCACGCACUCCACGCCGCGGGCUACUUGCUGGCGUCUUUGGCACCUUCAUGGCCUGCCGAAGUGCUACUUGCGGUCACGCUUCUGGACACACUGGGAGGCGGAACCGUGUCAUUCUUGACCGCCGCAAACUCUUACAUUGGUGACGUGUCCUCGGAAGAGUCGCGCACCUCGAGGGUGGGAUUGGCCAAUAGUAUCUGGUUCCUGGGUGGACCAGUGGGCACUCUGAUGGGCACUUACUUUUAUAUUGCUCUAUAG